CACGCAUUGCGGAUUAUUAGAGGCACUGCCGCACUGAAUAAAAGCGGAAAAUUUAUUUUUCAGAAAUUACUCUUGGGUUUCAAACAGGCCGGACCUGUUAAGAAAAUUAACUGUACCAUGUCAGAAGCUUUUACUAAAACUGGUGAUAAGUCUCAAGACGAGAAAAUCCUGAUGCCGUACACAUAUAUCCUGCAAGUACCAGGCAAGCAGAUCCGCAAGAAGUUAUCCUUGGCUUUCAACUAUUGGUUGCGAGUGAGCGAUGACAAACUGCGAGCUAUUGGCGAGAUCGUCCAGAUGCUGCAUAACUCAAGUCUGCUUGUGGACGAUAUCCAAGACAACUCGAUACUUCGUCGUGGUAUCCCAGUAGCGCACUCCAUCUACGGCAUAGCGAGUACUAUAAAUGCUGCAAACUACGCUAUGAUUAUAGCACUUGAGAAGACAUUAGAAUUAGGGCAUCCACAAGCCACGGCGGUGUACACGGAGCAAUUGCUGCAGCUUCACCGCGGCCAGGGUAUGGAGAUCUACUGGCGAGAUAACUUCCACUGUCCUUCUGAAGACGAAUACAAGCAGAUGACCAUCAAGAAGACGGGAGGUCUGUUCAUGUUGGCUAUCAGGCUGAUGCAGCUGUUCAGUGAGAACAAGUCUGACUUCAGCAGACUCUCCUCCAUACUCGGCCUCUACUUCCAGAUCAGGGACGACUACUGCAACCUCUGCUUACAAGAGUACUCAGAGAACAAGAGUUACUGCGAGGACCUGACUGAGGGCAAGUUCAGUUUCCCCAUAGUACACGCCAUCCGCACUCAGCACGCCGACAACCAAGUGUUACAUAUCCUGCGCCAGCGCACGCGAGACGUGGAGGUGAAGCGGUACUGCGUCUCUCUGCUGGAGAGACUCGGCAGCUUCCAGUACACCAGAGAUGCUCUGCAGGCGCUGGAUGCUGAAGCCAGAGCUGAGGUCGCAAGGUUGGGAGGGAACCCAUUACUAGAGGCACUGCUCGACGAGCUGCUCAGCUGGCGACGAGACAAGAAGUCGGUUGGCUACACUGAGGAAUAGACUAUGACUUAUCUUUUACGUUGGCAACACUAAUCAGUUGUCAGAUUUUCAUUCUGACAGUUAUGUUAUGUUGGCAGUUGAAAUAUACAGUGACGUUUAAAUUAAGACUUAUUAACUAUUAGUUUUAAAAGUAAGUCUUAAUUUGCUUUAUAACGUGUUGUUACUUAAAUUAGUAGGUUAUUGUUAUGUACUUAUGAAUGCUUUUAUAAAAUUAUGCUUCCAUAGAUUUAUGCGUUCGUAUUGUAGGGCUGGCGUGGAAUGUGCUUUUUUAUUUUCUUUUUAGUCUAUGUAAAGUUAUAAACAAAACAUCACUUUUUGUUUAAAAUUUGAUUUGAUUCUAUUAAUUAUCUCGUAAAUAUUGUCUGAUUAAUGAAAUUAAAAGUGAUUAAUUUCGUUUACUAAAUUUAGGUUUUGUUAUGGAAUAUGGUGGGUUAUGUCGUGACGUAAACAUGUUCGUACACGUUGUCUGACUGUGACGUCAUCGGAACGAGACUUUAUUACGUUCGUGUUUUGAGUGUUACUUUAUAAUGUGUCCAAUUGUCAAUUUUAUUAUUAAAAAUCAAACUUUUUGUUUUUUAAUAAGUUAAUAACGCUUUUUAUAUUCGGCCAUUUUAUAUCUUAGAUGCCUUAGUAGAAAUUAUUUUUAGUUAAUCAAAUUAUUAAAUCAAGAUCUCUAAUUUAUACGUAUUAUUAAAUAUGCCUUUUCGUUUUACCUAAAAGAACUACAUCAAGAGAAAUUAAAAAAAAUAUCUGAAGUGGAUUCAAGAAUUUUUUGAUAUUUUUUUUUAAUCGUCAUAAUAACAACAACAAAAUUGAAGUACUUAUAGACUAUAUUUUAGCUUUUUUUCUUAGCUAUAUUUAAGCUGGCUUUAGCAGUAAAAUCGUUACCAAUUUAUACAAUCUUUUUGGUGACAAUUGACGUUUUAUCUUCGUCACAACUUUUAGCUUUGCAUUUAAUUUGAAGUUUAGUUUUUUAUAAGUUACAUAGACGAAAGUAUUCAUUUUAGUCAUCUUUUGGCAAAUUUCUUAAAUAUAAUAUUACCAUAUAAAUCUAUCAUUUAGAAAAAUCGCUUUUUUUAACAUUAUUUUGUACAAUUUAAUAAACUUUUUUUUUCAUUAUUUUCUAAAGAUGUGUAUUAUUAUCAAAGAUAAUUUUAUAACUUUUAGCAUUUUUGUUAUCUCGACCGUUGUUUUGUUGGCAAAAAUAUAUUUUUUUCUACCAAGUUUA
Messenger RNA from Papilio xuthus (Asian swallowtail), 2281 nucleotides. RefSeq names its product geranylgeranyl pyrophosphate synthase quemao (gene qm). The transcript is spliced from 8 exons. The record is from RefSeq and is a predicted model, not a curated record. Gene Ontology annotation, molecular function: prenyltransferase activity. Gene Ontology annotation, biological process: isoprenoid biosynthetic process. Bases 118 to 1053 code for a protein of 311 amino acids. NCBI's taxonomy places the organism in Eukaryota, Metazoa, Arthropoda, Insecta, Lepidoptera, Papilionidae.